This is a messenger RNA of Saprolegnia parasitica CBS 223.65, 1551 nucleotides long. RefSeq lists its product as hypothetical. Bases 1 to 1551 code for a protein of 516 amino acids. Gene Ontology annotation, molecular function: iron ion transmembrane transporter activity. Gene Ontology annotation, biological process: iron ion transmembrane transport. Gene Ontology annotation, cellular component: membrane. The transcript has 7 exons. Lineage: Eukaryota; Oomycota; Saprolegniomycetes; Saprolegniales; Saprolegniaceae. The record is from RefSeq and is a predicted model, not a curated record.
AUGUCGAGUGGUCAAGCGAGUCUCGCCGUCGGUGCGAUUGGCCUUAUGCUGCUAGCGGGCAGCCUCGCCGCCCCGGCCAUGAGCCUCGUCCCGACUGCGGUCGUCGUGCCACUGGGCAUCGUGGGUGCGACAACCGUGGGGCCGAUUGCGUAUUACCUCUGGAUCGGGUACCAAGAGGCGAGUGCAUUUGCGACAGAGACGUCGCCGCUUCUCGGCUCACGCUUGACGGACGCCAUGGGCCGCAACGUGGCGCGCCGCCUGCGCGCAUGCUUGUACGUUGGUCGCUUUUUUUCUGCGUGGGGAGACCGCAUGUGGCAAUUUGCGACCCCACUUCUCUUUAUGGAGAUUUACAAGGACACGCUGCUUCCAAGUGCUCUUUUUUCCCUUGUUGUCUACGUGGUGGGUCUGGUGGCGCUCCCACGCAUCGGUCGCUGGCUCGAUGCGACCAACCGCCUGUCUGUGCUCGCGCGCUCCAUUGCCAUCGAAAACACUUGCGUCGUCCUCAGCACCACGUCCCUCGCGUCUCUUCUGCUAGUCUCGUCGCCGGCUGCCGCCCAUAUCCUCUUGGCACUCACGAUGCUCGCGGGGGCCAUCGGGCAAGUCUUCAACGACGCCCAAGCCCUUGCGAUCGAGAAGGACUGGGUCGUCGUUGUGGCCGCCGCAACGCAGACGCCGCUCGCCUCGUGGAACACGACUCUGCGCCGCAUCGACCUCACGUGCGCACUGCUGGCGCCGGCAGUCUUUGGCAUCCUUCUCGACAGUAGCAGCGCCGACUCUGCGACACGCGCUGCCGUCGGCGCGGCCGCUGUCGGUACCUGGAACCUCCUUGCCGCGCCGUUGGAGUACGCCAUGGUGCGCGAUGUCUACGCGUGGGUGCCAACGCUCUCUGCGUCGACGCUCAAGGUGACGGCGGCGCCUGCGAGCGAGACGCUCGUCGCGCAGUGGGCUGCGUAUACCAAGCACCCAACGUGUCUUCUCAGCGUCUCCUUUUGCGCGCUCUACAUGACCGUGCUCUGUGGCAGCGGCCUCAACAUCGCCUACCUGCAGUGGCGCGGACUUCCCGUCUCUCUCCUCGGCGCGAGCGCUGGCCUCGGCGCGCUCGCUGGCUUGGUCGGCACGCUCGUCUUUCCAGCGCUCGAGCGGUCGUGGGGCGCCGCGGUCGUCGUGCUGGUUAGCAUCUGGCUCUUCUGGCUCACGCUGCUACCGGUGGGCGUCUCGUACAUUGCAUUUGGAGAGACACGGACGACCGAUAUCGUCAUGGUCGUCGCCGUCACCGUCUCGCGCGCGUGGCUCUGGAUGACCGACCUCGCCGAGACGCAGCUCAUGCAGGAGCGCGUUCACGAGUCGAUGCGCGGCGCCAUCAAUGCGAUGCAGACGGCCACGUCCAAGAUCUUUUACAUUGCGAUCUUAUUGCUUAGCGUUCUGUGCUCGGACCCGGCGGCGUUCGAGACGCUCGCGUUCGUCUCGCUCGGCGCCGUCGGCAGCGCUGCGCUUGGCAUGAGCAUCUGGUUUGCCGCCCACGGGCGCUCGGCCGCCACAGCUAGUACCUAA